Messenger RNA from Coniophora puteana RWD-64-598 SS2, 753 nucleotides. RefSeq lists its product as uncharacterized. The transcript has 8 exons. Bases 1 to 753 code for a protein of 250 amino acids. NCBI's taxonomy places the organism in Eukaryota, Fungi, Basidiomycota, Agaricomycetes, Boletales, Coniophoraceae. The record is from RefSeq and is a predicted model, not a curated record.
AUGGCCAUGCAAUUGAUUGUGCUCAACGUAGAAAUGGAUACACCUGCCGAAGAAAUCUGGUAUGUUUUGCCGGAGUAUGUGUUUUAUGGAAUAUUCUGCGUCUUGCUGGGAGUGGAUAUCCGCUAUAUCAACUUGCGAGGGAGGAAAAGCACCCAUAAAGUCAACAAAUAUCUUUUGAUCACACUAUGUUUAAUGUUUACAGCGGCAACACUGCAUUUAGCUUGCACAACUUGCGGAGUAUACAUCGAUAUUAAGCAUCAGUUUCUCGAGGCCCUCCGCAUUUCACAAGAUUUCAACAAUUAUGAGUCAACAACAAUAGUGGUAGGAGUGAUUACGCAGGCUGCUUUUGUCAGCCAGCUAUGGCUUGGUGACGGAUUCAUGUUGUAUAGGUUGUGGAAGGUGUGGAACCACGACAAACGGGUAGUCAUCCCCAUGACUGUUGCCUUCCUCAUCAACAUACCGCUCGGAGCUCUCGUGAUAUCAGAGAUCUUCAUUGAAUUUGCCAUGACACCCCUUCUGGCCACGAGCUGCGCAGUACAUCUCGGUUGCACAGUUGUAAUGAAUGUUAUUGUACCUCUGGUCGGCAUUGUCUUCUCCGCAAUAAUAAUCCGGAUGGGCCUUGGCCUGUCGCCCGAGACAUACUACACCACACGUGGAAACACUGAGGAAAUGAGCGGCGUAAAUGCCGUUCCAGCCGACGCAACCAUCGCCUUUGCUCCUGGCACGUCUACCUGCUCAAUAGAAACAGUUUAG